AGCGCUCUCUUUACGCCAUCAACGCACAGCUGAUUUAAACACAUUCCUCUAAAAAAAUUUUUAAUGCAGUAAAUUGAAAUAAUGGCGCUGCGUGUUUUAAAUGUUAAUGUUAUAAAAAACAGUAAAAAUUUAAUGCAAAAUGUGUGCAAACUAAACAGUGCAAUAGCAACAAAUGCGCAUAACUAUGGAACAGAGGUAACCGUUCAAGCAGCGCCAUUAGCUAUCAAAACACAAAAGGUUAGCAAGGCUAUGACGGCAUAUCUGGAACGUGCCAAAGAACAUGAUGAUUUUAUGAAAACACAAAACUUGGAAUAUCAGAUUGGCAAGCGACACUUGGCAAAUAUGAUGGGCGAAGAUCCAGAAAGUUUCACACAAGAAGACAUCGAUAAUGCCAUUGAAUAUCUGUUUCCAUCCGGAAUUUUCGAUAAAAAAGCACGUCCUACUAUGAAACAUCCAAGUGAAGUAUUUCCAGCUAGAAAAGCAGCUGAGUUCGAUGAAACGGGCAGACCAUUCAAUAGUUUAUUUUAUACCGGCAAACCUAAUUUCUUUAAAUUAUUAUUUGAUGCCGCUGAAGAAAUUAAUAAACUGAAUGACUUAGAAGAGCGUAUGUUACGUCGUGGGAAUAAACCCGAUCCCAAUUUAAAAGUUGAUAUUGCUGGUCAUCAAUGGUUAUCAAAAGCUCAACUGGAAUUGGAAUUAGUAGAAACAAUUGCUGAUAUUGAAUAUAAUAACUUUACAAAUGUCAUGAAUCGUUUAGUUACCCUGCCUUUUUCAUAUAAAAGUAAAAGCUUUAUUGACAAAUAUUUAAAACCUUUAAUGGAUCAAACUAUACAAUUAGAGGCACCUAAACCACGUAUUGAUGAGAAAGGUCGUCAGUAUAUCACAACUUAUGAAUGUUUACGUAAAUCUGCACGUGGUGAUGUCACAGUACGCAUGCCAGGUACUGGUAUUAUCACCAUUAAUGGACAGGAUAUUACAUAUUUUGACAAUAUACAAUGUCGUGAACAGAUACUCUAUCCUCUAAGUUUUUGUGGAUUAACAGACAAAGUUGAUAUUGAGGCUAAUGUUGCUGGUGGUGGACCGUCUGGUCAAACUGGUGCUAUACGUUGGGGAAUUGCAAUGAGUUUACGUAGUUUUGUGGAUAAAGAAAUGAUUGAAUCAAUGCGUUUAGCUGGUCUGUUAACUCGUGAUUGGAGACGCCGCGAGCGUAAGAAGUUUGGUCAAGAAGGUGCGCGUCGUAAAUAUACUUGGAAAAAGCGUUAAUACAACAAAUAUUUUAUAUUUGUAUUAUAUUUGCAUUCUAUUAAAUUAAAUAAAACUAGAAUCGAAACUG
Messenger RNA from Teleopsis dalmanni, 1333 nucleotides. It is a transcript of the gene mRpS9, whose product is annotated as 28S ribosomal protein S9, mitochondrial. Gene Ontology annotation, molecular function: RNA binding; structural constituent of ribosome. Gene Ontology annotation, cellular component: mitochondrial small ribosomal subunit; ribosome. Lineage: Eukaryota; Metazoa; Arthropoda; Insecta; Diptera; Diopsidae. The record is from RefSeq and is a predicted model, not a curated record. The transcript has 8 exons. Gene Ontology annotation, biological process: translation. Bases 82 to 1263 code for a protein of 393 amino acids.